AUGUCGGUCAAUCCCAUGGCCUACGAAGCGCAGUUCUUUGGCUUCACGCCCCAGACGUGCAUGCUGCGCGUCUACAUCGCGUUCCAGGACUACCUCUUCGAAAUGAUGCUGGUGGUUGAGAGUGUAAUCCUGAAGAAGCUGGAAGGGUUUCCCGACUGUAAGAUCAGCCCCUUCCAAAUCCGGAAAAGCACGGAGAAAUUUCUUCUCUUCAUGAAGGAGCACUUUGAUAAACUCUUCAGUAAAAUGGAAGAAGUGCUUCUGCAGCUGGUGUUAAACAUCCCUAAGAACGUGCUCCUCCCCGAGGACAAGGUCCACGAGCAGUACCCCUACAGCAAAGAACAGUUCCAGGCACUUCAGGAUGAGAUCCAUCAGCUGCAGGAGCAGUACAGGGCUGAGGCGUCCGCUGGGCAGGCACUGCGCGCAGAACUGGAAGAACAGAAGGCUGUUCGGGCUGAGCUUGAGAAGAUUUUGCAAUGGUUUGAUGGGCUUGAGAAUAUCUGUAGGGAACACGGGACCGGCAACUUCAAAGAAAGCUUUGCUUUCUUGACACAGAACUCUAAGAAACUGCAAGAUGUGCUGAAAGAUGUUGAAGAGAAAAGCAAAAAAAUAAAGAAGCAUGAUCAGUUAUUGUAAUGGAAAUUCUGAAAAGGCAAUAAAAAUAAUUUAGGCAGCUUGCUUAAAGUGAUAGGGUCUUACCUUUCCAGAAGCAUCUCCCCUGAUCCCUUACUCCU
Gavia stellata (red-throated loon) is the source of this 731-nucleotide messenger RNA. RefSeq names its product MIS12 kinetochore complex component (gene MIS12). The transcript has a single exon. Gene Ontology annotation, biological process: kinetochore assembly; protein localization to kinetochore; mitotic sister chromatid segregation. Gene Ontology annotation, cellular component: nucleus; chromosome, centromeric region. The coding region runs from base 1 to 633 and encodes 210 amino acids. The record is from RefSeq and is a predicted model, not a curated record. NCBI's taxonomy places the organism in Eukaryota, Metazoa, Chordata, Aves, Gaviiformes, Gaviidae.